Molecule: messenger RNA, 1509 nt
Organism: Sapajus apella (tufted capuchin)
Lineage: Eukaryota; Metazoa; Chordata; Mammalia; Primates; Cebidae
Gene: COPS3
Product: COP9 signalosome subunit 3
Exons: 12
Coding region: 579-1460 (293 amino acids)
Biological process (GO): ubiquitin-dependent protein catabolic process
Cellular component (GO): COP9 signalosome
Source: RefSeq, a predicted model, not a curated record
ACCGGAAGUGACGUCGCCGCUCGCGAGGCCCUCAGGUGGAUCGCCGCGGCCCCUCCUCCUAGAGCGGCAGUCUUUUCCCGCGCGUGCUGCCUUCGCCGCUCGAGUCGCUCGGGGGAAAACAUGGCGUCUGCCCUGGAGCAGUUCGUGAACAGUGUCCGACAGCUCUCAGCUCAAGGGCAAAUGACACAGCUUUGUGAACUGAUCAACAAGAGUGGGGAACUCCUUGCGAAGAACUUAUCCCAUCUGGACACUGUGCUGGGGGCUCUGGAUGUACAAGAGCACUCCUUGGGCGUCCUUGCUGUUUUGUUUGUGAAGUUUUCUAUGCCCAGUGUUCCUGACUUUGAAACGCUGUUCUCACAGGUUCAGCUUUUCAUCAGUACUUGUAAUGGGGAGCACAUUCGAUAUGCAACAGACACUUUUGCUGGGCUUUGCCAUCAGCUAACAAAUGCACUUGUGGAAAGAAAACAGUGACAACAUAAGAUCCAAUGUGCUGCCAUCUUUGAGAACUUAUCUGAAAGAGAUGUCAUUUCUGACAGCCCCUGCGAGGAAUUGGCAUCCUUAAGCAAGCCAUAGACAAGAUGCAGAUGAAUACAAACCAGCUGACCUCAAUACAUGCUGAUCUCUGCCAGCUUUGUUUGCUAGCAAAAUGCUUUAAGCCUGCCCUUCCAUAUCUUGACGUGGAUAUGAUGGAUAUCUGUAAAGAGAAUGGAGCCUAUGAUGCAAAGCACUUUUUAUGUUACUAUUAUUAUGGAGGGAUGAUCUAUACUGGGCUGAAGAACUUUGAAAGAGCGCUCUACUUUUAUGAACAGGCUAUAACUACUCCUGCCAUGGCGGUCAGUCAUAUCAUGUUGGAAUCAUAUAAAAAGUACAUUUUAGUGUCUUUGAUAUUACUUGGCAAAGUACAACAGCUCCCAAAAUAUACAUCUCAAAUUGUGGGUAGAUUCAUUAAGCCUCUUAGCAAUGCAUACCAUGAGUUAGCACAAGUGUAUUCAACCAACAACCCCUCAGAACUCCGAAACCUGGUGAAUAAGCACAGUGAAACUUUCACUCGCGAUAACAACAUGGGACUGGUGAAGCAAUGCUUGUCAUCUCUUUAUAAGAAGAAUAUUCAGAGGCUAACAAAGACCUUUUUAACUCUAUCAUUACAAGAUAUGGCAAGUCGUGUGCAGUUAUCUGGACCUCAAGAGGCAGAAAAAUAUGUUCUGCACAUGAUAGAAGAUGGUGAGAUUUUUGCAAGUAUUAACCAGAAGGACGGUAUGGUCAGUUUCCACGAUAACCCUGAAAAAUAUAAUAACCCAGCCAUGCUUCAUAACAUUGAUCAGGAGAUGCUGAAGUGCAUAGAGCUGGAUGAGCGGCUGAAGGCCAUGGACCAGGAGAUUACAGUGAACCCCCAGUUUGUGCAAAAGAGUAUGGGCUCACAAGAAGAUGAUUCAGGAAACAAACCAUCCAGUUACUCCUGAAACUAACAUCCAUCCUGAGCUAAACAAGAGAAACUACCAUCUUGGCCAG